AAAGGAGAAAAAAAACCAGAGAGGUUCUUCAAUGGAGGACGAUGAAGCGAAGCAGCGAAGAAAACUUGAAGAAGAAGAAGCUUUUAAUGAACGAAGAGAAGAAAGAGAAAACGAGUUUCCUUCGCAUCAUCCUCCUCCUCCGCCUGAUGAGUUAUUUGACGUUUCGACUACUGUUGAUCCUAGCUAUGUUAUUUCACUGAUAAGGAAGCUCCUUCCUGUUGAUUCGGGUAGUGACGAACGACAUAACCAUCAUAUGAAUGCGGAUAAUGUGGUUCAAGGUGUAGUAGCUGUAUCUAGAAAUGGGGUUGUUGACACUUCCAAUGGUGAUCCAGAGAGCAUGGACAUUGAAGAUAAUCAUAAUGAAUCCACUUCUGAGGUGAGGGACACGGUCAGUUCAUGUCGGGAGCCGGGAAUGCUAGGGGGGUCAUCAGUGGAAGAAGCAUGGGAAGAUCAUGGUUGUGUUUUGUGGGAUCUUGCCGCUAGUAGAACUCAUGCUGAGCUAAUGGUACAGAACCUAAUUUUAGAAGUCCUUCACGCAAACCUUAUGGUUUCAACAUCUGCCCGCAUUCGAGAAAUUUGUCUUGGGAUUAUUGGGAACCUUGCUUGCCAUGAAGGUCUGUUGAAACAUAUAGAGUCUACAGCUGGACUCGUAAAUAUACUCGUUGGACAGUUGUUUCUUGAUGAUCCCCAAUGCCUAAGUGAAGUUUGCAGGAUACUCACCACAGGUAUCUCGGGGUCUGGGGGUACUUUUUGGGCCGAGUAUUUGCAGCCCGAUGAUAUACUUCGCCGUAUUUUGUGGAUUGCCGAAAAUACCUUGAAUCCUCACCUUAUUGAAAAGGACUCAGUUUCAGAUGGAAAUUUUUCCAUAACUCUCUACUAUAUGCCUAUUGAUAGUGUAGGGAUAUUGUUAGGUAUCAUCGAAGGUCAACCAGAGGUUGAGCAGCUAUUGAUCCCUCCACUAAUGACUCUGGGCUUGACGAGUCUCUUGAUCAAUCUUCUCUCCUUUGAAAUGAGCAAAUUGACUAAAGAAAGAAUUCCAGAAAGGUACCCCGUCCUUGAAAUUAUUCUCCGAGCUAUUGAAGCCCUUUCUGCUUCAGAUAGCCAUUCUAAAGAGAUUUGCUCUAGCAAAGAACUUUUUCAACUAGUCUGUGAUCUUAUGAAACUUCAGGACAAAGCUGAGGUCGCAACAUCUUGUGUUACUGCUGGAGUUUUACUCGCAAAUAUGCUGUCUGAAAGAGUCGAUUUUAUUCCGGAAGUAUCGCAAGAUUUUUCUUUCUUGGAAGGUUUAUUCAGUACUUUACCAUUUGCUUCAGAUGACAUAGAAGCAAGAAGAGCUCUUUGGAAUGUUAUUGCGAGAUUACUUGCCAGAGUUAAUGAAUCCCAGAUAAACACAUUCUGUCUGAGUCAGUACAUAUUGGUUUUUUUAAGCAAAGCAGAUAUUAUAGAAGAUGAUCUUCUUGAUACCCAACUAGAAGAUUCAAACGAGGAGUCCCAAAACUCAUUCCCUUCCCAGAUAAAGUCAAGUGCGCGAACAAUUGCUAUACAGAAGAUUGAAUCGAUAUUGAACAACUGGAAUGUUCGCAAGGACAAUUUACAGGAGGAAACAGUGAACGGGAAUUGCUCUAUAAACCUAGCUGAUGUUAAAAGGCUAUCCGAUUGCUGUCACAGAUAUAUCAAAUCGAUUGAAGGAUCUUAAUUCAUGGGGAAUCAAUCUCUUGAAAGUAUACAAUCUUUCAACUGUCACAUGAAGUCACAAGCUUCAAGAAUUCGUGGACCCAGUAGACUUUUGAAAAGACAAUGUUCAGGUUAGAACUUUGCUUGUCUCUCUCUCUUAGGGCACAAUCUGGUAAAUUGUACACAAGAAGAAUAGAUGUGCAACAGAAAA
Molecule: messenger RNA, 1885 nt
Organism: Arabidopsis arenosa
Lineage: Eukaryota; Viridiplantae; Streptophyta; Magnoliopsida; Brassicales; Brassicaceae
Source: the annotation of a GenBank genome assembly